This is a messenger RNA of Penicillium mononematosum, 1077 nucleotides long. RefSeq lists its product as uncharacterized. Gene Ontology annotation, molecular function: antiporter activity. The coding region runs from base 1 to 1077 and encodes 358 amino acids. NCBI's taxonomy places the organism in Eukaryota, Fungi, Ascomycota, Eurotiomycetes, Eurotiales, Aspergillaceae. The transcript is spliced from 4 exons. Gene Ontology annotation, cellular component: Golgi apparatus; trans-Golgi network; endosome. The record is from RefSeq and is a predicted model, not a curated record.
AUGAGCGACGGCGAGAAGGUUCGCGCCUCUGGCGAGACGCCCCGGGAGCAGUCUCUGCCUACUGUCAACCCCGCAGCGGAGAAGACAGAGCAGCCCAGCACUACAUUCCACCCCGCGGUUUAUGUGACUGCAUGGAUUACUUUGAGUUCCACUGUUAUCCUGUUCAACAAGUACCUCCUUGACUAUGCCAACUUCCGUUUCCCCAUUAUCCUCACAACAUGGCACUUGUCCUUUGCUACCAUCAUGACCCAAAUCCUCGCUCGCACCACUACUAUCCUCGACGGCCGCAAGAAGGUCAAGAUGACCGGCCGUGUUUAUCUCCGCGCUAUCGUCCCUAUCGGUAUAAUGUUCAGUCUGAGUUUGAUUUGCGGUAACAUGACCUACCUCUACCUCAGCGUUGCCUUCAUCCAAAUGCUCAAGGCCACCACCCCUGUGGCUGUUCUUCUCGCAACCUGGGGUAUGGGUAUGGCUCCGGCCAACAUGAAGGUCCUGGCCAACGUCUCCAUCAUUGUGAUUGGUGUGGUCAUUGCGUCCUUCGGUGAGAUCAAGUUUAACAUGGUCGGUUUCCUGUUCCAGAUUGGUGGUAUCGUUUUCGAGGCUACCCGUCUGGUCAUGGUGCAGGGUCUGCUCAGCUCCGCUGACUUCAAGAUGGACCCCAUGGUGUCUCUGUACUACUUUGCCCCCAUCUGUGCUGUCAUGAACGGUGCUAUUGGCAAGACCUCAUCCCUGGUCAUGACUCUGUGCGGUGUCCUCAAGGAUAUCCUGUUGGUCGCUGCCUCCAUGCUCCUGUGGCAGACUCCCGUCACUGGCCUCCAGUUCUUCGGUUAUUCCAUUGCUCUGAUGGGUCUUGUCUGGUACAAGCUUGGCGGUGACAAGAUGCGCGAGUACACUUCCUCCGCCGGCCGUGCCUGGGCUGAGUAUGGAAACAACCGCCCCGCACAGCGCAAGUUUGUCGUCUUUGGUGCUGCUGCUCUUAUGUUCUUCCUCUUUGUUGGCUCUAUGGCUCCCAGUUAUGCCAAUGACUCCGUUGACCGUGUCAAGGGCUACCUUGGUGGUGCCACUGCUGGUAAUGCUUAA